AUGUCGAUAACGUACAUUUCUACAUGUUUUAUCCUCGGACUUUGCUUAUUACAUCAACUCAACUGUGAACAAAGUUGUGAUAAUAGUUUACCGUAUCAAACAUGUUCAUUGAAUGCAGGAUGUGGUUGCCUACCUCUAAGUCAUAAUAAUCAAAGUUCUAUUUGUGCAUCUCUAUCUAUUUCUUGUUCUGAGUUAUCAUCAUGUGCGCGCGAUAAUAAAACAUGUUAUAAACCAGACUAUACUUGUGUAAAACAUUCUCGAUGUCAAAAUGGUCCAGUAUGUUAUCCAAUGCAAAUGGCAACUAAGUCAUUGUGCCCAUCAAUACCAUCCACAACUGUAUCUCCGAUACCUGGCGAUGGUAUUUGUGAAAGUGCCACAUGGGAUACUAAUGGUACCACAGUGGCAGGCGGAAAUGGAGCAGGAUCAGAAUUAAAUCAAUUUCAUUUUCCAUCGGGGAUAUUCCUAGACGAUGAUUUAAAUCUUUACGUAACAGAUGGAUUCAACCAUCGUGUAGUUAAAUGGGAGCAUGGUUCUUCGGUUGGACAAAUAGUUGCUGGUGGAAAUAGCGAAGGAAAUCAAACUAAUCAAUUUCGAUAUCCCAACGGUGCUAUUGUUGAUAAAAACGGAACAAUUUUCGUUUGUGAUGAAGGCAAUCAUAGAGUGCAAAUGUGGAAGAAAAAUGCUAGUGAAGGCGAAACGAUUAAAACAAAUGGGUCGUGUUUCGGAUUGUAUAUUGAUGACGAAGGGGCACUGUACUAUUCUGAAGCAAUAUUCAAUUCUAUAUUAAAAUUUCCAAAUGAUGAAGUUAUUGCAGGUGGAAAUGGAGAGGGAGAUCAUCUAAAUCAAUUGUCUAUUCCGUAUUAUUUUUCUAUUAAGAAUCGCAAAUCACUAUUAAUAGCAGAUGGAGACAAUCACAGAAUUAUAGAAUGGAUUAUUGGUGAAAAAGAAGGUGUUCUUAGAGCUGGUGGAAAUCACGCAGGACAUGAUCUAAAUCAAUUCUAUCAACCAAUGUCAGUAGUUGCUGAUCAAUCGGAUAAUCUUUAUGUUGCUGAUUAUGAUAAUAAUAGAAUUAUGCGAUGGUUGAAAAAUAGUAAAUCAGGCAUUGUUCUUGUUGGAAAACGAGGCGAAGGUCACGACAAAGACCAAUUAUAUAGGCCAUCUCAAGUGUUACUUGAUAAACAUGGAAAUUUAUGGGUCAAUGAUGAUAUGAACCAUAGAAUUCAAAUGUUUGCGAUUGAUAAAAGUUCUUGUAAAACAUAA
Messenger RNA from Rotaria socialis, 1260 nucleotides. NCBI's taxonomy places the organism in Eukaryota, Metazoa, Rotifera, Eurotatoria, Philodinida, Philodinidae. The record is from the annotation of a GenBank genome assembly.